UUACGUGAUAUACUAGUACUGACUUUUUUUUUCAGAUACAACUCUUCAAUAGAUAUGAAAAAUUUUAAAAAGAAGGACAUAUUUCUUCAUCUUAUAUUCUUUGUCGCAGGCAGUUGUGUUUCACUCAGCAUUUAUAUUCAUAUUGAGCCAUGUGUUAUUAAACACGUGGAACCUGCAACACCAAAUGUUGCGCCAAUUGUGCUCGCUGAAAGAGAACAGAAAAUCUGUGCAAGAAAGAAUGACACGAUGUUAACGUUGAAUGAACCGCCAUGCGUCUGCAACAGAAGAGUACAUACCUCUCCGCAGUGGACACUGGAACUUGAACAAAAGAUGAAAAGUUUAGAACGAUUUGAGAGGCGGAAGAUCUGUAUGGACGACAUAUACAACUAUGUGGACGGCAGGUCACCAGUCAGCUACCCAGCUCAUGGUCUCUACGUUAGGCCACUGCGGGCAGUUUUAAUCAAAGGACUACGAAUUGAAUGGUUCAUCCCCCGCCGGGGUACCCAAGAAGAAAAGGUGGAAUUUCGUGCUGAAAAAGGCGUUUUUACUACGCUAUGUAAUUACGAAAACGUCUAUAUUGAAGGGAAAGAGACCAAAAGGAUGACAAUAAGAACAAACAGCCCAUCCCUGCUGAAUCUUCAGCUUCAGGACAUAGUGUACCGUAACACGGAAUUUGACACCAACAUAUUUGAAAAAGGUUUUUUUUUUCUUUUUACAAAUUGUUAGAUGCAUUCAUGGCGGUAGCUUACAUGGUUAAGCCGGGCCCGGGUUUCUUUAGGAUGUUUUCUAAAAUCUUUUUCGGCGCCUAACGCUCUUUUACCCGGUGUGUUUUUGCCUCUCCCCCAGUGAUUUCGCCCUUCCGGGCGGGGGUGGGGGUUGAUAACGCUAGCGAUUUCGUCUCACUCCAGAGAUCUUACACUAUUCUGCCUCUUAGUAAACCCUAUCUAGACUGGGCUUUUAUGGAUCUUUGGGACGGGGGGGGCUCCUUCGCCCCCUCCGAACUCAUGAAAGGUAUAUCGUAUGACCACUGAAUUUUUAGUGGAUGGUGUACUAGUUAAUAUUGAUCAAAACAAGAAAUUUUGAUAUCAUUAUAACGUAAUUAUGACGCCAUUCAUGACAAAGGAAGUUAUGUCAUCUCAAUGUAAGCGUUACAUCAAAGAAUUUUAAACUUCCACGGCCCUAAAUGAAAAUGUAUAGUUCCAUAUCUUGCAACCAAUCACCGCUCGAGUAAAACCAAUUUAAUGUUAUGCAACUUUGAAAUACUUGCCUUAUUUGCAAUACCAUUCCUGAAAUCUAAUGUGCCUAAAAGUCAAGAACAUACAGCUACUGUGUGCUUAACUAUAGGACCAAGCCCGGGUUCCAGAACGUCAGAGCGGUAGCAGCAGGGCAUUCUUCUACCGAAUUGUCUGUUAAAAUCAUUUAAACAUAA
Branchiostoma belcheri (Belcher's lancelet) is the source of this 1429-nucleotide messenger RNA. RefSeq lists its product as uncharacterized. The record is from RefSeq and is a predicted model, not a curated record. The transcript is spliced from 6 exons. The coding region runs from base 55 to 726 and encodes 223 amino acids. NCBI's taxonomy places the organism in Eukaryota, Metazoa, Chordata, Leptocardii, Amphioxiformes, Branchiostomatidae.